AUGAUCAAAUCUCGUUCUACACUUAACAAACGUGCUUUGACAGAAACAACUAAUAACGAACAUCAACUCAACAACUCACAGCAAAUAAACUAUAUCAAUACACCAUCUGUAAUGAUGACACCACCUCUUUCUCAAAGAGCUACAAAGCGCAGAAGAAAUAGGGAUACUCCGCCCCGACCUUUAAAUUCGUUUAUGAUAUACCGUCGAGAAUUUCAAAAGAAGAUCAAAGAACAAAAUCCAAACAUUCUUCUCUCUGAAUUAUCUCGAAUUUCGAAAUCCGCUGCCGAUCAAUGGGCAAACGAACCACAGACUGUAAAACAAAUUUACGCAGAAAAAGCUAGAUUCGAGAAGGAACAACACAUGAAAUUAUAUCCUAAUUACGUUUAUUGCCCGAGACGUCCAACAAAAACCAAGCCGAGAAAAAAAUCCACAUCUGAAGGCUCAUCGGAAAAAAUGUCGGUCAGAUUUCUCUUGAAUGAUGACCCGACAAAUUCGUUUCGACCUUAUCAUCAUCCCCAUUCUUUUGCAUGA
Molecule: messenger RNA, 531 nt
Organism: Cetraspora pellucida
Lineage: Eukaryota; Fungi; Glomeromycota; Glomeromycetes; Diversisporales; Gigasporaceae
Source: the annotation of a GenBank genome assembly